AUGGCUCUUCUCGUGCUGCGCCUGCCGCUGCUGCCACGGGAGCUGCCCACAGGUCUUGCUCUCUUCUGCUGCAUGCCCGCAACCAUCACAGCAGGCAUCUCACUUGCACGGGCAGCACAUGCCAACACAGCGUUGGCUCUCGGCCUUACUGUAGUCACCAACACCAUCGGCAUACUCACUAUGCCUCUGCUCCUAUCAAGGCUCGUCCCAGCCAGUGGGGGUGUGUCGGUACCAGCAGGGCCGUUGUUACGGGGACUUGUUACCACUCUGCUCGUUCCUCUCUUCAUAGGCAUGGCAGUUCGGCGGACCAUCCCAGCUGUUGCCACGUGGGCUGAUCAGCGCAAGCAGCAGCUCUCAAUGGCCAACAAUGCCAUGCUCUCAUUCGUACCGUGGAUGCAAGUCAGCUCCGCCCGGGCGGCGAUUCUUCGUCUCGACAUGACACAACUGCUACCCAUUGCUGCUGCUGGCAUAGCCGUCCAUCUGUCCUUCCUGGCGCUCAACAUGGCAGUGAUGGCGGCCCUGAGGCGAAUCACCCCUCCGCUUCCCAUUCAAGAGGCCAACGCUGUCGAUAGAGCUGUCAUUAUCCUCUCUAGCCAGAAAACCCUUCCAGUGGCUGCAACAGUGGUGGAGAAGAUUGGCACGCUAAUGGGCGAGCCAGCAUUGGUCCUGCUGCCAUGCAUUCUCACCCAUUUCCUCCAGAUAUUUAUUGACUCGCUGCUUGUCAGCAAAUGGUUGAAUGAUGAUAGGGAGCGUGAGACCGCCAAGCGUGCUAAGAAAAAGGGGAUAGGGUGCAUUGUACACCCUCGUUCUCAGCACUCUCACCAGCGGGCGUCUGGCAGGCUGAUUUUCGGCGGCCUGUCGUACAACUACUACAAGUCCACGUGCCCCAAGGUGGCGGAGAUUGUCGCGGCGCGCGUGUACCAGGCGUACAAGAACGACCCCGCGGUCCCCGCGCCGCUGCUGCGUCUGCAUUUCCACGACUGCUUCGUCCAGGGCUGCGACGCGUCCGUGCUCCUCGAUUCGACGGAGGACAACAAGGCGGAGAAGGAUUCGGAUCCCAACGCCACGCUCGGCGCGUUCGACGUGGUCGACGACAUCAAGGACCACCUCGAGGCGGAAUGCCCCGGCGUCGUGUCUUGCGCCGACAUUCUUGCUCUCGCCGCUCGCGAAGGCAUUCACCUGGCCGGCGGUCCUUUCACGGAGGUGCCUCUGGGCCGUCGCGACGGGCUGACGUCAUUCGCACUCGCUGCCGAGACUUUCCUCCCAGGCUCCACGCUCAACGUCUCUGGUCUCGUCCACAACUUCAAUACAGUCGGCCUCGAUAUGACCGACGUUGUGACUCUUAGCGGAGCGCACACUAUCGGGGAGGGCCGCUGCGUGAGCCUGAAGAAUCGCCUGGAGCAGGACGACCCCACGAUGGACCCGGAAUUCGCGGCGUACGUGAAGCAGAAGUGCGGCACGAGCAACAUCGACCCCAAGGCCAUGAUCUCGAACGACUAUGCUUCGCCAAACAAAUUCGACAACCAGUACUACAAGAAUCUCCUCGCGCACAAGGGCCUGUUCACCACCGACCAGGCGCUCAUUUACGACGACAAGACGGAGCGCGCAGUGAAGGCCUUCGCGCACGCCAAGAGUGUGUGGUUCGACGCGUUCCCCAAGUCGCUCGUGAAGAUGGGCGUCAUUUCGCCGCUCACCGGCACUCAGGGCGAGGUCCGCCUCAACUGCCACGUGCGCAACACCUACUAG
Messenger RNA from Closterium sp. Yama58-4, 1746 nucleotides. The record is from the annotation of a GenBank genome assembly. NCBI's taxonomy places the organism in Eukaryota, Viridiplantae, Streptophyta, Zygnematophyceae, Desmidiales, Closteriaceae.